CGACCAUACACAUUAAGGGGAAAAACAGUAGUGUAUGUAGUAAUAUAUUUUUAUCAUGUGUGCACAUAAUUAUUAUUAUUAAUAAUAAUAUUGUCAGGCUUCACGGUGGCAGAGGGGUUAGUGCGUCUGCUUCACAAUACGAAGGUCCUGCAGUCCUGGGUUCAAUCCCAGGCUCGGGAUCUUUCUGUGUGUAGUUUGCAUGUUCUCCCCGUCAAUGCGUGGGUUCCCUCCUGGUACUCCGGCUUCCUCCCACUUCCAAAGACAUGCACCUGGGGAUAGGUUGAUUGGCAACACUAAAUUGGCCCUAGUGUGUGAAUGUUGUCUGUCUAUCUGUGUUUGCCCUGCGAUGAGGUGGCGACUUUUCCAGGGUGUACCCCGCCUUCCGCCCGAUUGUAGCUGAGAUAGGCGCCAGCGACCCCAAAAGGGAAUUAGCGGUAGGAAAUGGAUGGAUAAUAUUGUCAUUAUUAUUAUUAUUAUUAUUCCAGUGUGUAUGUGCUUAAAUGUUGUAAUUAUACAGUAUUUUCACCAUUAUUUGUAUACAUAGCAACCACUAGGCGGAGCCAUGACGUUUGUUUAAACCAGGGCUAUUCAAAGUAUGGCAUAGUGAGCCUCCACUGAAAGAACAUAAUUCAUUUGGGGCCUCCCCUGGAGGAAUUUUCUGCUCAUCUCUUCUAAUGUUACCCUCUCAUUAUAGGGAUUAAAAAUCAAUUGCGUUUUCCUUCAAAAAAACUGACAACAGUUUAGGAGGUUUGACAGCAAUAUUUUCUUAAUUUUUCUAAAGCUGCUGAAAUCUUAGCGUGGUCCUGAGAGGAGAAGUGCCUCACAGUUUGAAAGCCCCUGGUUUGAAACUCAUAAGACUGCAAAAAAUGCAGAGGUUACUUCUCCAUGUUUUUUUAAUGGCUGCUCAUCAGGCUGUUUACACAACAUCCAUCACGCUGUAUCACUUCAAGUGAAUAAUUAAACGUUUAUGUUUAAUGUAUUAUUUGUGUUACUACUCUCAGGGGCCCAGGUUGUUGACUUUUUUGAGCUAGGCAUUUGCCAAAAAAGAACAAAACAAUCAUAGUUAAUGUUUUCAGUUGAGCGUUCAAAGCUUCUUUGAGAUGCAUUAUGUAGUCGGUCCAUGUUCUGUGGUAAUCUUGCUGAAAAAAGCUCCAAAUAGAUUGCAGGGUUGUCCCCACUGUCCUGUAAUGAGAUGGCUGUGUAUCUUUUCUAGUGACAUACUUGGAAGACACUUACCUGCAAGACUUGCAAAAAUCCUCUGUUCACUGUGAAGAUAAACACUAAAAAUACACCUACCUUAAUCUGCUUACAGGUUUCGCCGCUCGAUGGACCACACACACACGGCGACAGAGCCUUAAGAGCAACUUAAUACCUGACUGCUUCAUCAUCUUCAGAGUCUGUGCUUAUGGUUUCUCGCCUGGAGGGGCUGUGCAGCCUGGACUGUUUGGCUGAGCCCCUGGACGAGAUGAGCAUGUCAACCCGCCUCAACCUCAACAGCCUGGGCAGGAUUUGCGGCAUCAGCCGCGGCAGCGACAUGGUGAUUGUGGACCGGGUCAAGAGGAAGAACUCGGUCAGGCGCAUGUCGAUCAUCGAGGAUGGACAAAUAGCUGAGAUUCUCUACCUGAUCCCCAAGAACUGCAUGAUGGAGCAGCUGCCUUUUCUAAACCCCAACGACUAUGUUCUGUGUGAGAAGCUGGCGGCCAUACCUGCGGAUGUGUCAGUGCUUCACACCCGGAGCGAUCGUCAGCCUCAUACCCCUGCAGUCAAGAAGGUCAUCAGAUGCAUGAAAUGUGGGGAGGUCUGCAAAGGGGAGGUGCUGCGAGUCCAGUCAAGUCACUUCCACAUCAGAUGCUUCACCUGCAAGGUGUGUGGCUGCGACUUGGCGCGCUCCGGCUUCUUCUUGAAGAACGGAGACUCUCUCUGUCCGCUGGACUACCAGAGACUUCAUGGCACCCUCUGCAACAGCUGCGGGGGAUUUGUGGAGGGAGAGGUGGUUUCCGUCUUGGGCAAGACGUACCACCCGGCUUGCUUUGUGUGCACCAUUUGCAAAAAACCAUUUCCGGCUGGUGAUUGUGUCACCUUCAGUGGGAAAGAUUGCAUCUGCCAACGGUGUGUUAGCCCUUUGUCGCCUCCCCCUACUGGAGUCAGAUAUUCUAACAACUGCAACGGCUGCGGCCGAGACAUCAAGAACGGCCAGGCUUUGUUGGCGUUGGGGAGCCAGUGGCACCUUGGCUGCUUCAAGUGCAACAUCUGCCAAAGAAUGCUCAGUGGAGAAUACAUCAGCAAGGAUGGUGUCCCAUAUUGUGAGAGAGACUACCAGCUUCAGUUCGGCGUGCAAUGUGAAGCGUGUCAGAAGUUUAUAACGGGCAAAGUCCUGGAGGCAGGGGACAAACACUAUCACCCGGAAUGUGCAAGAUGCAGCCGAUGUGAUAAAACCUUCACAGAGGGAGAAGAACUGUAUCUGCAAGGAUCGACAGUGUGGCACCCACACUGCAGAGAAAGAAGCAGAAAUAAUGACAAUUACAGGUCAACUCUAUCAUCAUCUGAAAGCUCCUGCUCCAGACCAGACUCCUGUAUACCUGGAAGCCCCAGUCGCAACAUAUGUGCUAAAGUAGAUGAUGAGAUCAUUGAUUACAGAGACUUAGCAGCAAUUCCCAGAGUCAAGGCUAUUUAUGACAUAGAGCAUCCUGAUAUGAUGUCCUAUAAGAGUGACGUCCUCAGCUCGGACAGCAAAGGCACCACACAGCCUCAGGACAGACAGAGCUCUGCACAGUCUCCAGCAAAUGUAUCAGAGACCACAGAGGAGAGCUUUGAGAUGAGAAAAAGCAUUCCCAAGUCGGCAAGUCACGGAUCGUUCGGUGUUCAGUCGUACAGUCAUCACAGCUACACGCCCACCAGAUCCCCUCAGCACUUCCACCGGCCCGGCCCUUUAUUUUCUGUCAACGACACCUUGCUCUCCCUCUCUUCCCAUCACCCUGACAACAAAGAUCAAGGUUUCGACAUGUACAAAAGGCCUCCAAUUUACAAACAGCAAGAUCCAAAUUCCUCCCAUACAUCCUCUUUGCCUGGAUAUGGCUGCAAUGGCCUCAAUCCGCCACAAUCAGCAAGCAGCGGUGACACAUUUAGGGAUUUCAAGCUGCUCCAUGAGAGCCCACAUCCAUUUGCACGAAUAGACAGAGGAGUGUCAUUGCCUAACUUGCUGGAGCCAAAAGUGUAUCCAUAUGAGAUGCUCACGGUUACCAGCAGGGGGCGUGUGAAGCUUCCAAGAGAGGUUGACAGAACAAGACUUGAGCGUCACCUGUCUCCUGACUCCUUCUUUGAAAUCUUUGGCAUGGCGAAACAAGAAUUUGACAGACUUCCACUUUGGAAACGUAACGACAUGAAGAAAAAAGCCAAUCUUUUCUAAAUGCAUGUUUUAUGAAUUGUUAUUUCCUAUAUUUAUUUAUUUGCACUUGGAUCAGAAAUUAUUCUUUUUUUUUUUUGACUAAAAAAUAUUUAUUACAAUGAUAGGUUGAUUGGCAACACUACCGUAUUUUUCGGAGUAUAAGUCGCACCUGCCGAAAAUGCAUAAUAAAGAAGGAAAAAAGCAUAUAUAUAAGUCGCACUGGAGUAUAAGUCGCAUUUUUUGGGGAAAUUUAUUUGAUAAAACCCAACACCAAGAAUAGACAUUUGAAAGGCAAUUUAAAAUGAAUAAGGAAUAGUGAACAACAGGCUGAAUAAGUGUACGUUAUAUGACGCAUAAAUAACCAACUGAGAACGUGCCUGCUAUGUUUACGUAACAUAUUAUGGUAAGAGUCAUUCAAAUAACCAUAACAUAUAGAACAUGCUAUACGUUUACCAAACAAUCUGUCUCUCCUAAUCGCUAAAUCCCAUGAAAUCUUAUACGUCUAAUCUCUAAUGUGAAUGAGCUAAAUAAUAUUUGAUAUUUUACGGUAAUGUGUUAAUAAUUUCACAAAAAAGUCACUCCUGAGUAUAAGUCGCACCAAACUAUGAAAAAAACUGCGACUUAUUGUCCGAAAAAUAUGGUAAAUGGCCCCUAAUGUGUGAAUGUGAGUGUGAAUGUUGUCUGUCUAUCUGUGUUGGCCCUGCGAUGAGAUGGCGACUUGUCCAGGGUGUACACCGCCUUCCGCCCGAUUGUAGCUGAGGUAGGCACCAGCGACCCCAAAAGGAAUAAGCGGAGGGAAAUGGAUAGAUGGAUGGAUUACAGGCCGUUUUAAUUACGAUGAACAUCUCCACUGUCUAUUUUGGGGAUUUUCCUUUUCCAGUCAUCCCACAUCGCGCUUCAAUUAUUGCUCCUUCACAAGGUCGCAGAUUUUUGGGGGGAUACGUACAAAACCCAAAACCAGUGAAGUUGGCACGUUAUAUGCAAAUCCUUUUCAACUUGUAUUAAAUUGAAUAGACUGCAAAGACAAGAUAUUUAAUGUUCGAACUGAGAAACUUUUUUUUUGCAAAUAAUCAUUAACUUAGAAUUUAAUGGCAGCAAAACAUUUGUUAUAACGGACCGCAGAUGGUGAAAUCCCUAAAUUCUUUGCAAUAGCUCAUUGAGAAAUGUUCUUAAACUGUUGGACAAUUUGCUCACGCAUUUGUUCACAAAGUGGUGACCCUCGCCCUGUCCUUGUUUUUGAAUGACUGAGUAUUUCAUGGAAGCUGCUUUUAUACCCAAUCAUGGCACCCACCUGUUCCCCAUUAGCCUGUUCACUUGUGGGAUGUUCCAAAUAAGUGUUUGAUGAGCAUUCCUCAACUUUCUCAGUCUUUUUUGCCACUUGUGCCAGCUUUUUUGAAACAUGGUGCAGGCAUCAAAUUCCAAAUGAGCUAAUAUUGGCAAAAAAUUUAGUUUUACAGUUUAAACGUUAAGUAUCUUGUCUUUGCAGUCUAUUAAAUUGAAUAUAGGUUAAAAAGGCUUUGCAAAUCAUUGUAUUCUGUUUUUAUUUAACAUUUACACAAUGGGCCAACUUCACUGGUUUGGGGUUUUUUAUAUUGAAAAGUGUUCAUAAUAAAUUAAGCAUUUUCAAGCAAAAACAUUACUAAAUAAACUAAUAAUAUCAAUACAAUAAUAUAAUUGACCACGAGAGGAGACCAAACCAAUCAGAGCAUGAUGUUGAGUAUUGUGGGCACUGAUUGGCUCAGCCUCAGGCAUCAUUACUAAAUUGGAAUUAAAAUGACUAAAAGGUGACAAAAGUGUGUUAUUUAAUGUAAAAACAACAAAAAAAACUAAGUAUAUUUAGUAUGUUUCAAACAUGUUUGAUUUAUAAUUAUAUUAUUUAUAGCGGUCAUGUUGGGAACCAAUCAACAGCGAUAAAUGAGGGACACAUAUAAAUUGUAGCAUAUAUUCAGUUAAUUCUGGAUAAUCAAGCUCAGUGCUGUUCAUGCACUUUUUUUUUUUUACUCUAAUUUGCAGAAAUACUUGUCAGAAAACACACAGCAAGUGCUCGAAAUGGUGCUAUGUUUUAAUCUUACUGAUGAGGGCGCCAGAGCGACGAAAACAUUAAAAACGUUUAUGCAAACUCUCUUAGUGCACGAGGAUUCCAAGGAUUAAAUUAUCUGAGCUAAAAGCUGACUCAUAGAAAUGUUUUGUGCAUGGAAUGUUAUGUUAAAGCAAUCUGGGAGAUCUCAAAGUCUCCAUCUCCAAAGGCACAGUUGGACUUGCCUUCAUAAAAGUUCAAAGCAAAGGCUAAAAAGUAGGGUUUUUCAGUUGGCUUUUCUAAAACUGUUUUUAAAGGUAUGAACACAUGAUGGCCACUAUAUUUGGAUUCAGGACAUUGUGUCAGCUAUUAUGAUAAUUUAUCAUGUACCAUAUUAGUAGCAAAGCGGGAAUAAAAGUAGGCAAGACUAAUUACCUCUGUUUCACAAACACUUCACGCGCCAUUAAUAAAAAGGGCUGAUAUGUGUAUAUUCA
This is a messenger RNA of Nerophis ophidion (straightnose pipefish), 5896 nucleotides long. RefSeq names its product actin-binding LIM protein 1-like. Gene Ontology annotation, molecular function: actin filament binding. Gene Ontology annotation, cellular component: actin cytoskeleton; stress fiber. Lineage: Eukaryota; Metazoa; Chordata; Actinopteri; Syngnathiformes; Syngnathidae. The record is from RefSeq and is a predicted model, not a curated record. The transcript has 21 exons. The coding region runs from base 1406 to 3406 and encodes 666 amino acids. Gene Ontology annotation, biological process: lamellipodium assembly; cilium assembly; cytoskeleton organization.